This is a messenger RNA of Somion occarium, 1629 nucleotides long. The record is from the annotation of a GenBank genome assembly. NCBI's taxonomy places the organism in Eukaryota, Fungi, Basidiomycota, Agaricomycetes, Polyporales, Cerrenaceae.
AGGCGUGGUGGGGGACGUGGCCGAGGAAGCAACCAGUCCACCAUCGCAGUGUUCACUGGUCCGCGUACAGCACAUGUAGAUGCAUUCUUCAGGCAGUAUCCAGCCUUUCACUAUCGGCCGGAUAAAGACGCAUUGCAGGAGUUCCUUAGGAUGGUCAGACAGCUUCACCUUCGUGGUGACGACUUUGAACUCGCCCGUUCCCGCUUUUACUCAGCGUCGAAUCAUGAUUUCUUCCGUAUGGAUGAACGCAAUGUCGCAAUCUUUUUCGGCUUCUCGGUCGAUAGACCCUAUUCCAGACACCGUUGAUGAAUGCCAUAAGAAAGUCAAGAAAAUCCAUGUCAACAUUGUUGAUCUCCUUGAAGCCCGCAGACGAGGUCAAGAAAUCAGGAAAUUUCCGAGUCUCGCCGCGCUACAAAAAUAUACGAAGGAAGAGGGGAAGUUCUUUUCGAGGGAGGAUGCGAAGGCGGGCGGCGUCUUGGUUGGACUGUUGCAGCAUAUGUCUGGUCCUGCGAGACAUUUGAACUACAGGAGAUGGCUAUGCGAGUUAGCGUUCGUCCUGGGCUGUUGGCACUCUCAGGAUAUUCUUGAAUAUAUUGUCAUAUCAUUUCACAAACGACCCGGAUCAGGUCAUUCAGACGACGAAUACAGAGUAGACCUUCCAGAACAUGCCGCCAUGAUUCGCUUCGUGUCAACCAUGCAACCAACAUGUCCAGUUCACCCCAAUCCCUCGCUCCCGUACCCAAUCGCCAACAAGGGUAGUAAACACAUACGACGCGAAAUGACGCGACGCAGAAACAGAAGAGCGUUGCCCGCUGCCGAGGAAUUCACAAUAGAUGACUUCUUCGCACAAUACCCCGAGUUCGACUAUGACGCGUCUAACCCCGUCAUGUCCGAAUUCGAGAGGUUGUGCGUAGUUCGUACCUGGGGUCCUAAGAAACGUCGAACAGUAUACCAUCGACUGCAGGAUGGCCUGGUGGGCGAGUUCAAUCAACAAUUCGGGGUAGACGAGACGAGCUUAGACGCAUGGCAGAGUUUGUGUGAGGAGGUCAGAAUUAGGCCCAUCCCAUCGAGUAUCAAACAGUGUCGAAAGGCACUCGCACGCGUCCACGUCAAUCUUUUUGACCUCAUCGACGCUCGAAGGCUUGGCAAGAGAGUCAAAGUCUUUCGGUCUCUUCCCCAGAUGCGGAACUAUACCUUACAGACGGGGAGGAUUUUCCCAAAGGACAGAGCGAAAGCAGGAGGGGUUUUGCGGGUUUUGCUCCGAGAUAUCUUCUGAGACACAGAAAUAGUAUGCAUUGCAGUGUAAUACAGUAUAUAGCGUAGUAUAUAUCUGGUCUGUCGAACAUGUGUCUUGCGCGGCAUGUUGUUUGGCGUACCUCCCAAUUGACCCUUACGAAGGUUGUCAUUUGGGUACCGUUCCAAAUUGAACUCUAGUAUCUUGCCUAGGGGGCUUUGAAUUUGGUUCAGACCUUAGCCUGUAGCUGCUUAUCUUACGUAUAUUCAAAAUGUACGUUUGCCAGAAUUCUUCCCCGUCGACGCUGUCGAGCGAUCGGCACAUAGUUUGGAAAGGGACUCAAUCCACCGUUCCCUCCAUAUGUAAGUUGUUCUGAAUCAACCUAGCCUUUGGUC